Molecule: messenger RNA, 1121 nt
Organism: Sitodiplosis mosellana (orange wheat blossom midge)
Lineage: Eukaryota; Metazoa; Arthropoda; Insecta; Diptera; Cecidomyiidae
Product: chymotrypsinogen A-like
Exons: 7
Coding region: 96-1121 (341 amino acids)
Biological process (GO): proteolysis
Molecular function (GO): serine-type endopeptidase activity
Source: RefSeq, a predicted model, not a curated record
CCAAACGAAUUCAAAGGAUCUUCUAAAGAAGUACAAGACGGUUCUCUACUAUCAUUGUGCAACAGGUUAAAACUCUGUUUGGUUGGCAAAUAAAAAUGAAUCUACUUCACGGUUUGUUUUCGGUGCUAUUUAUCGUUGAAUUUUCGGAACUUCAAGGAAAACAUGGCUUUUUCUCGCAAGCUCUUCUUAAGGGCGAAGUGAUUGAAAACAUGUCACAGGCAAAGUUUGUAGCUGGAAUCCAUGCUCCCGCAAACCAUCCAAAUGAUCCCAAUGGAAAAAUUACGAAUAUUUGUACCGCAUUUAUUCUGUCGAAAACGGAAAUUAUUACGAAUGCCCAUUGUGUGGAUGACGCUCCAUAUGUUUAUGUGGUAGCUGGUACGAAAGAUGUAUUAGAUGCAAACCAGAAAAUUAAAAUCAAAGUCAAAAAAGAGAACAUUGCAUAUCACCCUUAUUAUAGUCAUUUAAUUGAUGUCGCAUUUGAUAUUGCCAAAAUUACACUGAAAACGCCGUUAAAAUUCAGCGAUACCGUUGGUAGUAUCGAACUCGUGGAUAAGAAUUACAAAUUAAAUAACCCAUCAGAAGUGGUCACCGUAUAUGGGUAUGGUGUGUUGAACAACACCGGACCAAUGAUACUGAGGCGUUGUGAUGCGAAAUAUAUAUCUGAUGCCAACGCAUCUAAACUAAGUCAGACUUUGUACUUUACAACUGGUGAAGCUGCGAAUGAUGGCGAAAUUCUUACUCACGGCGAUUCCGGUGGACCAGUUGUUUCAAAAAGAAAUGGCAAAAUAGUGGGGAUAGCAAUGGGUGGAACAGCAGAUGGUCGCGGAGCGUUCCUUCCAAUUACUCUAUUUCUUGAUUUUAUUCGUGACCCAAAGAGCGUGAAACCAAUACCACCUCAGCUUACACCUAACGAAGCUAAAUUUAUAGCCGAUAUAACGGUACCGGGAAAUGAAAGCAUGGGAACUCCCUUUACGUUUGGAGGUCCAAUUAUUUCGAAAAAGAAUAACAAACUCGUGGGCAUGACCAUAUAUCGUUUUCUUGAUAAACCGGUUAUUUUUCAACCGAUUGCACCGUUGCUUGAUUGGAUCCGGAAGCCAAAGUUAUAUGAUUAUCUGAAAUAA